Aspergillus neoniger CBS 115656 is the source of this 1021-nucleotide messenger RNA. RefSeq names its product NAD(P)-dependent oxidoreductase. The transcript is spliced from 3 exons. The coding region runs from base 115 to 783 and encodes 222 amino acids. The record is from RefSeq and is a predicted model, not a curated record. Lineage: Eukaryota; Fungi; Ascomycota; Eurotiomycetes; Eurotiales; Aspergillaceae.
CUGCAAUUAUUUACACCACAUAAGACGAAACGAGAAUACACCAGGCCAAUUCCUCCUGAUCCUGUCAUCUCUGUCCUACUCAAAGCAACCCUUCAAUAAUCACAACAUAACAUCAUGCGCGUUCUUGUGAUUGGUGGAAGUGGACGGUGUGGAAAGCUCGUCAUCGAUGACCUGCUGAGUCGCGGCCACCAGGUUACCACGUUGGCCCGCAAGCCCGAAUCACUGGGUGGAGCUCGUGCCGGGCUAAAAGUCGUCCAAGGAACCCCCACCGAACUGGAGGAUGUCCGUGCCGCGUUCCAAGCCGACAUACCAGAUGUGGUAAUUGUGACACUCAACGCCCCACGGGCCAGCGACAGCCCCUUUGCGGCGCCAAUCUCACCUCCUCGACUGAUGACGGACUGCAACAACAACGUGCUGGCAGCGAUGAAGGAGUUUGGAGUACGCAAAACGGUCAUCCUGCAGGCGUUUGGAGUUGGGGAAUCGUGGGACAACAUGCACUGCGUGCUGCGGCUGCUGAUGAAGAAGUCCAACAUGUCGUAUCAGUAUGACGAUCACAACGCGACGGCCAAGGCAGUGCAGGCCAGUGGACUGGACUAUGUGAUGGUGCGACCGUCGCGGCUGGUGGAGACGCCCGAUGCCAACCAGCCGGUCAAAGUGUGGCCGGAUCAUGGCAAGGGAGUGCCCAUGAUGGCCAGCACCAGUCGGAUCACGGUGGCCCGCUGGUUGGUGGAUGCUGCUGAGACCAACAAAUGGGAUAACACGGCACCAGUGAUCACCAACUAGAAUUUUUCUCGAUCUUUUCUAGAUAUUGACAUGGCAAUCUCCCAUCAUCUCACGAGGGCCGAUCCGGGGCGGAGCGGGUGGGAGCGGAGAAUUUGGAGACGAUCCAAGGUUGGAUCGACAGGGCAAUGAUUGUUUCUUAUUCUAUUUCUUUUUUUUGACCCCCUCAUGGUUUGUGUUUCAUCAUCUCUGGGCAUUUACACCUGGCAUGGCGUGAAGUUUUAUGUAUGUUAUCAGAUCU